Molecule: messenger RNA, 1653 nt
Organism: Oncorhynchus masou masou (cherry salmon)
Lineage: Eukaryota; Metazoa; Chordata; Actinopteri; Salmoniformes; Salmonidae
Product: transcription elongation regulator 1-like protein
Exons: 10
Coding region: 1-1653 (550 amino acids)
Cellular component (GO): nucleus
Molecular function (GO): RNA polymerase binding; transcription coregulator activity
Source: RefSeq, a predicted model, not a curated record
AUGCAGAGAUCACUCUGGAUUUGGGAAAAGGAGUACAGCUACCGUGUAGGUACAGCAUCCGAUGCAGAGAUCACUCUGGAUUUGGGAAAAGAGGUACAGCUACCGUGUGGGGUACAGCAUCCGAUGCAGAGAUCACUCUGGAUUUGGGAAAAGGGGUACAGCUACCGUGUGGGGUACAGCAUCCGAUGCAGAGAUCACUCUGGAUUGGGGAAAAGAGGUACAGCUACCGUGUGGGGUACAGCAUCCGAUGCAGAGAUCACUCUGGAUUUGGGAAAAGGGUACAGCUACCGUGUGGGGUACAGCAUCGAUGCAGAGAUCACUCUGGAUUUGGGAAAAGGGUACAGCUACCGUGUGGGGUACAGCAUCCGAUGCAGAGAUCACUCUGGAUUUGGGAAAAGGGCACAGCUACCGUGUGGGGUCACAGCAUCCGAUGCAGAGAUCACUCUGGAUUUGGGAAAAGGGUACAGCUACCGUGUGGGGUUACAGCAUCUGAUGCAGAGAUCACUCUGGAUUUGGGAAAAGGGUACAGCUACCGUGUGGGGUACAGCAUCCGAUGCAGAGAUCACUCUGGAUUUGGGAAAAGGAUUACAGCUACGAUCCAGUGCCACCUGGGAGGGCCUGAUAGGACCCAUGCUGCCAGCCCAGUUUGCUCGGGUGACAUCACUGUCAGCGCCAGGUGUUGCUCUCAUGACCGGAGACUGGAGACCCCACUCAACAUCAGAGAAGCGGUUGUCCAGGAGAAGAGCGUCAUGCGCUGCGACAUUGGUGCUGCAUACAUUGCAGGAAACAACCCAGGAGAAACACACAGAGCAGGAGAUGGUAGAGGUCCCCAUGGAGGAAGAGGACGUUGACCCUAAAGACAAGCGUCCUGUAGCUUCCACCCCUGUUCCCGGAUCUCCAUGGUGUGUGGUGUGGACGGGGGACGACAGAGUAUUUUUCUUCAACCCAACGAUACAGCUCUCUGUUUGGGAUCAGCCAGUAGAUCUGAAGGACCGCGGAGAGGAUCUCAACAGGAUUAUAGAAGAUCCUCCACAUAAACGCAAAAAGGAUUCUUCGUCCACAGAGGACGGUUCUAACUCUCCGUCUGCUGAUGACGAUGAUGCUGAUGAUGAAGAUGAACAUUAUUCAAAAACCAAGAGGAACAAACUGGAGGAACCUGCGGAUGGUAAUGAGGACCUGAGAGAGAGGGCAGGCGCAGAGACAUGUGACUCCCCCCCCCAUCGGACUGUUCUACCCUUAGGGCUCCGCAUCACACACUUCAGGGACAUGCUCCUUGAAAGAGGGGUUUCAGCGUUUUCCACAUGGGAGAAAGAACUGCACAAGAUCGUGUUUGAUCCACGGUAUCUUCUGCUAAACUCCGCAGAGGAGAGGAAACAGGUGUUUGAGCAGUUUGUCAAAGUGAGGAUGAAGGAAGAACACAAGGAGAAACAGAGCAAACUGCUGCAAGCAAAAGACCAGUAUAGAAAACUUCUAGAGGAGUCAAAAAUCACAUCCAGGUCAACUUUCAAAGACUUUUCUGUUAAGUACGGCCGUGACCAGCGCUUCAAGCAAGUGCUGAAGAAGAAAGACCAAGAGCACUUCUUCAACCAAUUCAUUAAUGGGUUAAAGAAGAGAGAUAAAGAGAACCGCAUGAGGCUGAGGAAGAUGAGAUGA